Messenger RNA from Laccaria bicolor S238N-H82, 4704 nucleotides. RefSeq lists its product as uncharacterized. Gene Ontology annotation, molecular function: metalloendopeptidase activity; zinc ion binding. The coding region runs from base 1 to 4704 and encodes 1567 amino acids. Lineage: Eukaryota; Fungi; Basidiomycota; Agaricomycetes; Agaricales; Hydnangiaceae. The transcript has 7 exons. The record is from RefSeq and is a predicted model, not a curated record. Gene Ontology annotation, biological process: proteolysis.
AUGAGCGAAGCACCUCCUGCAACAGUCAAUACCCCUCGCGCCUCCGCUGGCUCCAUUGCUACUUCUUCAAUCAGUACUGGCUCCGCUGCUACCGUUGUUCAUCCUUUCGCCCCUGUCUCUGCUGCCGUUAGUUCCCCUCCUGUUUCGACUGUCUCCCUUCCCGUCAGUGCCCAGCCUGCCUCCACUGGAUCCCUUGCCGUGUUUAUCGGCGGCGACGCCCCCCCUACAUCCGUUGCUGCCGAUGCGACUGUAUCCGACGAGGUCAGGCAGCCUCCACGUGAGGAAUGGCUUAGGUACACUUGUGCUGAGGUCGCCGUGGACAAAGGCGCCGCGGAAUCCAUGAGAUCUACGCCUGACCAGCUAGGUUUGACCGUUCAGAAGGCUGUUAUUACGAAAUCCAGCAAUUUGUGGGACAACGGCGAUACCAUCACUUUCGGCUUCAUGAACGGAACACUCUAUCAGCGAGUCAAGGUCUCCAAUGUUAUCACGGAAUGGACAAAGUAUGCAAAUGUCACGUUUCUGCAAAACGUUCCCCCCCACAGGGCCAGUAUUCGUAUUACCUUCGACCCAAGUUCCGGUUCUUGGUCGUAUGUUGGAAAGGAAAUUAAUAAGAUUGACCGGUCACUUCCGACAAUGAACUUGGCCUGGAUAGUUGAGGAUACUCACCUUCCUGAGAUUACCGCGGACGAGAGAGGUGUCAUACUACACGAAUUUGGUCAUGCUUUAGGCUUGAUGCAUGAGCAUCAAUCUCCCGUGCGUGGUGGCAAGAUCCAUUUGAAGCCUGAGGCGGUUAUCGAUUAUUACACGGUCACUCAAGGGUGGACAAGGCAAGACGUCAUUAAUCAAAUUCUCGACGUUUAUGCGUUGAAGGACGUCUCCAAUUUCUCCGAGCUCGAUCUGAAAUCUAUCAUGAUGUACUUUAUGCCAGCGGCAAUGAAUGAGGAGGGUAUCGAGGUCAAACCUAACAAUGAGCUUUCUGACAUCGACAAGGCAUACAUGAUAAUCAACUACCCUUAUCCCGUCGGUACUCCUCUUCUUGACCCGGUAUGGACGUUCGAUUACGCUCUGGGGAUUGCGGGCGUUGAAGGCAAUGCCAGGGACCAGAUUCUUCAAGAGUACCGAAAUUCGAAUUGGUCCGAGGUUAGAUACCAGUUCACAAAUUGGUGCAUCACCGCUCGUGCCGCUCGGGCAGAACGUUUAAACAGUGUGUCUAGCGGUAGUGAAGACACCGUGGGUAAUCCCAGCCACGAAGUGAAGCCCGAAGAUGACGUCGUGGUUGACUGGUGCGCUUCCCAACUCGGUGACAAUGACGUUGGCAAAGGUGCUGCUCAUGGCGUUGCCACGGUCAACAAGGAUUUGUGGCUCCCCGGCGAUACCAUUACGUAUGCUUUCAUCCAGGGUACUGGAGAUGCCACGCCGUAUCGUCAGCAACGCAUUGCCGAUACCUUCAAGUACUACUCGGGUAUUACAAACCUCAAAUUCACCGCCGUUCCUUUCGACCCCGUCAAGGCCUCAGGCGAUAUACGCAUUUAUUUUGGUGAAAUUCCGGGAGGCAAGAUUACGGGUUGGUCUGCCAUUGGCAAGACAUCCAUUAAGCAUCGCCAAAGUCAAGAUGAUAUGACGUUGGCAGGCGGAUCAGUAGAAUCUUCGAUGGUUCUUAGCAAAGCUAUCCCGAAAACUGCGGCUGAAGCGAAGGGUGAUUGGGUGAAGCGGGUUGAGGAGAGAACCCUUUAUCAUGAAAUCGGCCAUGCUCUUGGCCUUAAGCAUGAGCAUGUAUCCCCAUUCACAGAAACGAAAAAUCCACCGAAUAAAGACGUGUCAGUUGCGACGCCGUUUGACAAGAAAUCGGUCAUGUUGUACGCGAAUAAGAAGCUCAAGGUUACGAGUGCUUGGGAUUCGCUCAAAAGCUUCUUCGACUUUCAUUCGACGGAUUAUAACCACGCACCCUCGGCAAUGGACCAGGCCUUUAUUGGGAUUCUCUAUCCUUAUCCCGAAGGACACGUUAAGGACAGCUUCAAGGCAAACAUCGACACUUUGGGUCUGUCAGAUAACUUUACAAACUACGCCCAGCAGCGAAACAUUGCCUUUUCCCAUUCUGGUCAGCCGGAAUUUGCGGAUCAGAUCGCAGCGUUACGAAAUAUGAUCAAAGCUGAUCUGGCACAGCUCGCUACAAGUCGCGGCACUAGCGGUGCACCUAGUGCUGCGAGAGGAGUGAAUGCGGACGUAGAACAACCACCAUUUAGGGCUCGAGGAGCCGCUCCGCCGCCGGGACCAACGACUGGGCCGUUCAUCGACAUUCUUGUCGGCAAAAUCACCGAAUUGUUUGCGCCCAGCUCGGGUCAAAUUUUUGCGCUUCAGUUCCCAGGCCGAUUUUUGGCUAAAGAGCAGUAUGCUUGGGAUAGCUCUAGCGCUGGCGUCUAUGGCCAGUUUGUCAAGCCAACAAUUGUUAACGAGAACGAAUUUAGGUUGACCGACCAACUGUACAACGUUGGAAACGUUAUCGGCGCUCCCAACGGGAUCAACUUGUCAAUUGUUUACGAGCAAUGUCUAAACAAUCUGGUGCCAGGUAUCCAGCCAGCGGCCAUUAAUUUUGCGAAUCAGCAAAAUCAAAUACGUAAAUGGCUCUUGAGGGAGGUACCUGCGACUGGUUGGGUUAAGGACCUUAUAGCCGCCCAGCACACUGCGCCUCCGCCCGUGACCGCAGUUGCGGCUGGGGGACCCGUUGCCGCUCGAGCUCUCAACGCUGGCGUAACUAGUGGGGCCGCCUCCUCUUCUAUCGACACACCAAAGCCUGCCUUUGCAGUUGCCAACAAGCUUACUACUGACCAAAAGGUCAAUCGUAUGGAGCUUUCUGCUGCGCUUAUGACAGAGUACUUGACGGCUCAGCAAGCCUGGGAGCUUGAACGCGACGAAAUGAUCAAGAGCGCCAAGGGCGAUGCUUUGGAGGAUGUCACUCGUCGGCUUGCCCAUAUUACUCCUAUCCGUGAAGCUCAACUCGCAUCAAAGUACGGCGAUGCUGUUGUUCGCGGUUACUCGCAUACGAUUCGUCAAUAUCUUGGUUAUAUGGAUAUUAAGAGCGCCGCCGAAUUCCUGCAGGACGCUAAGGAUGCCCUUCGCCAGUCUGCCACCAGCUCCUUGGACGGAAGCUUGAAGGUUUAUCCUGUUCAGAUGCAACCCAUUGACUGGUAUCAAAGUCUUGACACUAAUUUUACUAUGGAGGAUCUCACCGCGGACCCCGACUUGAUCGAACAACAAAUCGAUGCUAAAUCGAAAGCUCUUGACAUUCUUCAAUCACGCCUUGCCGUCAUACGGCACAGCCCCACGACCGAUCUCAAGGACCUGCAGGACAAGCUUGACGCAGCAGAGUCAGCUUACGAUAAAGCUCAAGCUGAGCUGUCGACCACUUACACAAGCAAUGUUAUUUCGCUUGCCCAGACUUGCAUUAACGCCAACAAUGAGUUCGUCAUGAAGGAUUUUGACAAAGCAGCGAAGGCUGCCAAGAUUGCCACUGCCGCUUUUGCCAACAUCGAAGUGGGAAUGGGCAAACUUACCUCAGCCCAACUCUCUGUUACUCAAGCUUCUCGUGCAUAUACUCGUCUGCUGUCAGCGAAGGUCCUUGCUGAGGCGACCGACACCACAAAUGAGACGAUUUUGAUCACCACCCAGAUCAACUCACUUAACAAGGACAUUGCCGAACUCACCGCUCGUGUAAAGGCGUUGCGGUACAAGGACAAUGCCAGCACGGCGGUUCCUACUCCGACCAACCUGACGCCAAUGGGCAAUGCGAAGAUUGCCUCCAUCAAUGAUGUUGAUAUUCUUCCUGCAGAAAAGACAUCGGGCGGCAGCAGGUGGCAAGAAUUCCUCAUGAACCACACUGUCACGAGCACGUUCUCCACGAGUAGCCAGUCUAGCGAGGCGAACACCUCCAAAUCGGAUUGCAAUUUCUUCUUUGGUUCCUACCACAGCGAAUCAUCCAGCGCGAGCUCAUCCUCCAGUUCCCUCUCAGCAGACUCGUCAAUUACGGUUCAGAUUGGCUUCCGGGCCACCUUGAUAACUGUCGAUCGUUCAGGCUGGUUCCAACCUCAGUUUUUCAAACAAUCAAACGGUUUCUACCACAUCGACGACACCGUUUCUUGGUCCAAGUGGCCUUCGGAUAUUAAAACUGUCGAUGACUUGAGAACUAAGGGUGCAUCUACUGGUGCUUUUGAUAAGAUCAAUAAGUAUCUCUUCCCCACAUUCCCAGCCGGUUUCCUUUUCUGCAAGGAUAUUACUAUCAAGGUCGCCCUAUCGGCGACUGACGUUGCAUCCAAGGGUUCGGCCUACGAAAACGCCAGUGCAUCUUCAGGUGGCAUUCUCUGCUGGUCUACCAGCUCAACUCACCAGGACCAAGGGUCCAGCAAGACAUAUUCCUAUACGCAAGCCGAAGACGGUUUUAUCAUUCGCAUUCCAGGUCCCCAGAUCCUGGGGUACAUGAUGCAGUUUACUGAUCCAGACGUGACUCAGCCACUCCCUAACCAGCUUCCCGCAGGAUUCCUCGUUCCCGAUGACGAAUUUGAUGCUGUAGCCACGGCGGCUUCUCAUGCAGUUGCCCCCACCUCCACGACCACCACCGGAGCUACCAGCACGGCCGCUUCUGCAGCCAAAUUUAGUGACCCAACAAAAUCUGACACUACUACCCCUGCUACUAGCAAAGUCCUGGCCUAG